AUGAAAGACAAGACAACACCAUGCAAGCAAGCGAAACUGCAAAAUAAUGCGUCACCAUCCAUAAUUUGGGAAGACUACGGUGAAGAACUGAGUGAUGAAGCUUUUCCCGCAGUACUUCGCAACUCCAACGAAUCGCCACUGCUGGCUGGCAAACACUCCAACGAUGGAAACGAUAGUGAAUUGGAUAGAGAAUUCGUGGUUUCCUCUAGGGAAUCAACUCUGCAUACACGAACAGAAAUCGCCGAUAGUCAGCCGAUAAAGGAGCCUCACGUGGAGGUCGCUGAUGACAAAUACGAGCCAGAAGAGGUGAAGGUCGCUACUAAAUUCGGAACAAGGAAAGGAACUAGGAAGAGACGACAAAAGAAAAAGAAAACAACAUCCAAAAAGGUAUCAUACUGCAGCAGUCGAUCAACUGGUUAG
Molecule: messenger RNA, 420 nt
Organism: Cooperia oncophora
Lineage: Eukaryota; Metazoa; Nematoda; Chromadorea; Rhabditida; Trichostrongylidae
Source: the annotation of a GenBank genome assembly